CAGCUGCACCAACACCGCAAGUUACAACUUGCUCUGUGCGCCUGGAGACAAUAGGGCACAGACUGCAAGACGCGGCACUCACUGCUGUUGCUGGCCAGUCCCCUUGGGCUCUGCCCUAACCCUUUACUAAAAGCCUUUGAGAAAUAAUCGGAGCUCUCUUGGACGCGAGCCCUGGGCGGGGUAACUCGCGCGAAUGCCGCAGCGUCGCUUAGACUUGACCUAGCCUGCCUGCGGCUCCGCACUGCCUGGGCGGUGCCCGCAUCCGGCCUGGCCGCACCCUCCCGCCCGGCUGGAGAGGGAGGAGGCCGGAUGAGGCGGGGCCGAGGGUGGAGGAGCUGCCGGAGAAGUGCCUUCGCCACGUGACCCCACAGUCAGCACUGUCCCAAGCCGAAGCUCGGCACUAUUGUGCACUGCACUCUUGUCCGACAGUCCGCCAUGUGCGCUGCUCCGCUCGCGGCCGCCGCCCUCGCCGCAGCGGCCCCGCGCUCCGUGUAUUCCUUCUCUGCACGCCCGUUGGCCGGCGGGGAGCCCAUGAGCCUGGGUUCCCUGCGGGGCAAGGUGCUGCUCAUCGAGAAUGUGGCGUCGCUCUGAGGCACAACGGUCCGGGACUACACCCAGAUGAACGAGCUGCAGCGGCGCCUCGGGCCCCGGGGCCUGGUCGUGCUCGGCUUCCCAUGCAACCAGUUCGGGCAUCAGGAGAACGCUAAAAACGAAGAGAUCCUGAAUUCCCUUAAGUACGUCCGACCUGGCGGCGGGUUCGAGCCCAACUUCACGCUUUUUGAGAAGUGCGAGGUAAAUGGCGCGCAGGCGCACCCCCUCUUCGCCUUCCUGCGCCAGGCUCUGCCUGCCCCCAGUGACGACGCCACUGCGCUCAUGACUGACCCGAAGUUCAUCACCUGGUCUCCAGUGUGUCGCAACGACGUCGCCUGGAACUUUGAGAAGUUCCUGGUGGGCCCAGAUGGUGUGCCUGUGCGCAGGUACAGCCGCCGCUUUCCAACCAUCGACAUUGAGCCUGACAUCGAAGCCCUGCUGUCCCAGGGGCCCAGCUGUGCCUAGGGCAACCUUCCUAUCCCUGCUGCUUGGCAGCCACAGCACUGCCCUCUGGGGAUUUCAUCCAUGACGGCGUUUCCUCGAAAUUUGCAUAGAGGAACGCCUGAUUUCCAGAAGAAUCCCCUGAGUUGGGCGCUUAUCCAUCCCAGCACUCCCUCCCCAAACCAAGGCUUUUCGCUAAUAAAGUGUUAGAUAUGAGCAGAA
Molecule: messenger RNA, 1254 nt
Organism: Leopardus geoffroyi (Geoffroy's cat)
Lineage: Eukaryota; Metazoa; Chordata; Mammalia; Carnivora; Felidae
Gene: GPX1
Product: glutathione peroxidase 1
Exons: 2
Biological process (GO): glutathione metabolic process; response to selenium ion; hydrogen peroxide catabolic process
Cellular component (GO): mitochondrion; cytosol
Molecular function (GO): glutathione peroxidase activity
Source: RefSeq, a predicted model, not a curated record